Molecule: messenger RNA, 859 nt
Organism: Oncorhynchus keta (chum salmon)
Lineage: Eukaryota; Metazoa; Chordata; Actinopteri; Salmoniformes; Salmonidae
Product: laminin subunit alpha-5-like
Exons: 3
Biological process (GO): axon guidance
Cellular component (GO): basement membrane
Source: RefSeq, a predicted model, not a curated record
CCUGUGUGUGCCGGUCAGAGUUCACAGAUGGUACCUGUGAGGAUCUGACGGGUCGUUGUUACUGUAAACCCAGCUACACCGGAGCGAACUGUGACUCCUGUGCUGAGGGAUACAUUAACUUCCCAGGCUGCUACCCAAACGACCUCAACAACAACACCGACAGAGAGGUCAAACCUGCCGGAGAAAUCAUCAACUGUGAGUGCAGUGCUGCGGGUACGGAGGGAAACUCCUGCCGUCCUGAUCCACGUACCCGCACCUGUAUCUGCAAACCCGGUUUCACUGGGGACCACUGUGACAGCUGUGCGCCAGGGCACUACGGACUCAACUGCCAGGGUAAGUCAAGUCAUAUGUCUACUAGUCAUACCAGACAGACAGCUUCACCGUCGAGAGCAUCUUGAAUGACUGCGUACAGUCCAGUACAUAACUGGGGCCGAGCUCCCUGCUAUCCACGACCUCUAUACCAGGCGGUGACACCGUCGAGAGCACCUUGAAUGACUGCGUACAGUCCAGUACAUAACUGGGGCCGAGCUCCCUGCUAUCCACGACCUCUAUACCAGGCGGUGACACCGUCGAGAGCACCUUGAAUGACUGCGUACAGUCCAGUACAUAACUGGGGCCGAGCUCCCUGCUAUCCACGACCUCUAUACCAGGCGGUGACACCGUCGAGAGCACCUUGACUGACUGCGUACAGUCCAGUACAUAACUGGGGCCGAGCUCCCUGCUAUCCACGACCUCUAUACCAGGCGGUGACACCGUCGAGAGCACCUUGACUGAGUUAGGGUUGGUUUGCAGUUUGUUCUGGGUAGUUAGGGUUGUUUUACAGUUUGUUCUGGGUAGUUAGGGUUGUUUUACAGUUUGU